AUGUCUACCAUAAAUACAACAAAUUACGGCACUGUUAAUACCACCUCUUCUCCAAAGGUCAUGGGAAUAUCAAAUUUCACAAAAUGGGUGAAAGUGGCCAUAUUACGUAAACCACCAAACCCAAAUCAUAAUCUCUAUCGAUCAACAAAAGUUAGAAGUUCGAUUAAAAGAUCCGUUUCUACUAAUAAAGUAUUCUCCUCAACAAAUUCCCCUUUACCAAAAUCACGGAAUUCCAUUCGUCAAAAAUCUAACAAACUUAUCACGUUUCAUGAUAAAAAUGAGAAAAUUUUAAUUAACGAAAUGGAAUGUGCCGAUGACAAUUCUUGGGUUGACCAAGAAGAAUUGUUGGAUAAAGAUGAAAUGAUAAUACCCGGUUUAAAAUCCGCUCUUUCAGAUAUGUACGAAGUGCCCGCAGGCAUAUCAAAUAAAUCACCUCGCCAACAAACUUUUCCUAACAAUGAUUCUAAUGAUGUCACAAUAUCCAGAGUUGAUUACCUGGAGAAUACGAACAUCGUUAAAGGUUCGGCUGAGCAUUACGUCUACCUUCGCUCCAUAAGAAAAUUACGUGUUGGAAAACGUCCAAUAUUAUCGGCGAUAUUGGCUGGAGUUCAUAAAUCCCCUAUUUCAAUGAAAUAUCGUCCUUCUUAUGCUUCUUCUAAAGUUGUGACGGUAUUUAAUGAUGAACUAAAUCAAUUGGUGGUAAAAGAAUUACCCAUGGCGAGAAGAAGAAAGAGAUUAAAUAGUUUAUCAAAUACUCUUGUACGUUCAACUUCCUCCUCCUCGUCAUCGACAAAUUCUUCUCAGUCUUCUUUAACCACGUUAACCGAUCAAGAUGAACAACAAAAAUACUCCUCGUGUUUAACGGAUCUCGUCGAGUUGAAUACGAAUUCUUCCAUCCCUUCGGAAAUCUUUUUCGGUUUGUCACAAAUUUGCAAGCGUAUCAAAAAGAUUUACGUAUACUUCGAUAACAUAGAUGAUGAGAAUUAUGGAUUCAUCAAGUUAAUUCACGUUCAACAAAAUUUAAAGCGUUUCAUUUGCUCGAAAUCUUUUGAUAAUAAUAACGACCCUUCCGAAGAAUUAGGCCUCGCGUUAACAUCUUCUGCCCAAACUUUGAUCAAUUUAGAAUCCCGAUUUAAACGAGAAAUCUUCCUUCCGCCAAAAAUUUUCCCUUUGUUCAGAAACCUGAAGAUACUACAAUUGCUUAAUGAUUUCCUUAAUGAUGGUUAUGAGGAACAACUUCAGGUUUCUUCCUACCCGAACCUUGAAAUCCUAUACAUAAAAAAUAUUUCACCAUACACCAUCUCAAAGAUUAUUCAGAGUACCACGGGAAAAUUACGUAAAAUCUUGAUUCAAUAUAGCAUCGGUGAUUAUUCGAGUGGUCUGAUUCAAUCCAUAAUUGAAAAUUUUGAAGAGCUUAUUGAUUAG
Molecule: messenger RNA, 1425 nt
Organism: Funneliformis geosporum
Lineage: Eukaryota; Fungi; Glomeromycota; Glomeromycetes; Glomerales; Glomeraceae
Source: the annotation of a GenBank genome assembly